CUCUCUCUCUCUCUCAACAAAAAUUUACAGAGAACCAAACCAAGCCUCUGCUUCGAAUUCGAUCAGGGCCAAUCCACAUUGGCCCCAGAUCAUCUAUCUCCUUCCUCAUUCCAUAUUUUUCGUUUCUUUCUGCCUUUCACCACUCUUCCUUCUCCCUAAGUUCCCCAAAAUUUAGUUUCAAUCAAUCAAACAAAAAGAAAAAAAAAAGAGAAAACAGAGAAAAAGAAAGAAAGGUUAUUUGUAUAAAAACCCUCGAAUUUUCUCUGAAAAUCUGCACCAUUUUGUCCUCAGAUUGCUCAAUGCAAGCCAUUUUCUCUGUUAUUGUGCUGGGUUUUGCGUAAAAUCCCGAAUCUCUGCUUAAUUUCGGGUUAUUUUCCGAGUAGUAAUUUGUUUUGGGGGUUGAAUUGAAUGGGGCAGCGUUCGAGGUCGAAAAGAUGUUGUGGGUGGUGCAUUGUGUUGGUAGUCGUGGCUCUCGUUGCCAUCGUUCUCGUAAUUACUCUAACAAAUAAGAUAGGGCUCUCUGAACCUGUGUUAAGCCCUGUUCCUGGCUCUCCUGGCACUGUUCAGAAGAAAUACGGCGUCGCUCUCAAAGUCGCAAUGCAGUUCUUCGAUGUCCAGAGAUCUGGUAAGUUGGUAAACAACAAGAUAUCUUGGAGAGGAGAUUCGGCUCUUAAGGAUGGUAGUCAAGCAAAGUUGGAUCUUUCAAAAGGAAUGUACGAUGCUGGGGAUCAUUUGAAGUUUGGAUUUCCAAUGGCUUUCACUGCCACGGUGUUGUCAUGGGCCAUCCUUGAAUACGGGGAUCAGAUGCAGACAGUUAAUCAGUUGAAACCUGCUCAAGACUCGCUUAAAUGGAUAACGGACUACCUUAUCAAUGCUCAUCCUUCAAAGGAUGUGCUCUAUGUUCAGGUGGGUGAUCCUGCAGCAGACCAUAAAUGUUGGGAUAGGCCUGAGACCAUGACCGCGAAAAGGCCUCUCACACAGGUGAACACUUCUUCCCCUGGAACAGAAGUUGCUGCUGAAACUGCAGCAGCAAUGGCAUCGGCAUCCCUAGUAUUUAAGUCAAUCGAUGCCAAGUAUUCAAGCUCGCUUCUUGAGCAUGCACAUCAACUAUUCACUUUUGCUGACAAACAUAGAGGUUCUUACAGUCACAGCAUUCCCGAAGUCCAAAAGUUUUACAAUUCAACAGGUUAUGGAGAUGAGCUUUUGUGGGCGGCAAGCUGGCUCUAUCAUGCUACCGGGGAUCAAUCCUAUUUUGAUUAUGUUACCGGAAAAAAUGGAAAAGCUUUUGCUAAGUGGGGUACUCCAACCUGGUUUAGUUGGGAUAACAAACUUGCAGGGACUCAGGUAUUGUUGUCACGGGUGAGUUUUUUUGGUUCAAAAGAAAUCGCCAACUCAGAAAACCUCCAGAAUUACAGGAAAAGUGCCGAGGCUGUCAUGUGUGGUCUCCUGCCAAAGUCUCCGACAGCCACAUCCAGCAGAACCGAGAGUGGUCUGAUAUGGGUGAGUGAAUGGAAUUCUUUGCUGCAUCCUGUGGCUUCUUCAUUUUUAGCCGUGCUUUACAGUGAUUACAUGCUUACAUCUCGUACUGCUAAGCUAUCCUGCGAUGGAGAUUCAUUCGGACCAUCGGAUCUUCGGAAAUUUGCCAUUUCACAGGCCGAUUAUGUGUUGGGCAAUAAUCCAAUGGAGAUGAGUUAUCUUGUGGGGUAUGGGGAAAAAUACCCAGAAUAUGUACACCACAGGGGAGCCUCAAUACCGGAAGAUGCAACCACAGGGUGCAGUGAUGGAUGGGAGUGGCUCGAGUCAACUGAGCCCAACCCAAAUGUUGCAGUUGGCGCGGUAGUUGGGGGACCAGCUCUAAACGAGACGUAUGUGGAUUCGAGGAACAAUUCAAUGCAAGGGGAACCAAGCACAUAUAACACUGCUCUCAUUGUUGGCCUUCUUUCUGGUUUGGUCACCUCCUCUUCUGUGGCCAAGUCUUUCACCUAAAGCCAGGGCUGGCCUCAGUGAGUGAGUACAUGAUCCAUUGUAUUAAAUAUAUGUGUAGUUGAAUGAACGGUCCGCUCCAUAUUCUCUUUUGGAAUUUGUGUUUUUAAUAGCUUGUUUUACACAGCAAAUUGUUCCAUUGUAGUACCCACUGUGCUUUGUAGGUGUAUCUGUUUAAUUAAACCUUACCUAUAUAGGAAAAUGUUUGGAAUCCCUUUGGAUGACCUCCAUAUCCCAAAGUGAUCCUGACCUUUCAUGUAUGUGUGUGGUUCACAUCAUGAGCGAUUCAAAUUUAUGAGGGUCUUGUGAGGAGUGGAGGUCUCAAUCAUUUCUCAAUUA
Molecule: messenger RNA, 2322 nt
Organism: Camellia sinensis
Lineage: Eukaryota; Viridiplantae; Streptophyta; Magnoliopsida; Ericales; Theaceae
Gene: GH9B7
Product: glycosyl hydrolase 9B7
Biological process (GO): carbohydrate metabolic process
Molecular function (GO): hydrolase activity, hydrolyzing O-glycosyl compounds
Source: RefSeq, a predicted model, not a curated record